Messenger RNA from Suncus etruscus (white-toothed pygmy shrew), 2527 nucleotides. RefSeq names its product elaC ribonuclease Z 2 (gene ELAC2). Gene Ontology annotation, biological process: mitochondrial tRNA 3'-end processing. Gene Ontology annotation, molecular function: 3'-tRNA processing endoribonuclease activity. Gene Ontology annotation, cellular component: mitochondrion. The transcript has 24 exons. The record is from RefSeq and is a predicted model, not a curated record. Bases 50 to 2506 code for a protein of 818 amino acids. NCBI's taxonomy places the organism in Eukaryota, Metazoa, Chordata, Mammalia, Eulipotyphla, Soricidae.
UGUCCAUGGGUGACCCCGCCUCGUUCUCGAGGAGUGUGGAGUCUGGCGUAUGUGGACGUUCCGCGCUGUGCUCCGGUUAGCGACUGGACGAACCAUGUCGCAGGGACCUUCCCGCCGCCCGCGGCCGGCCAAGGACCCACUGCGGCAUCUGCGCACGCGGGAGAAGCGUGGCGCGUCCUGGGAGCCCGGGGGCCCGAACACCGUCUAUCUGCAGGUGGUGGCGGCUGGCGGCCGAGACUCUGGCGCCGCUGUCUACGUCUUCUCAGAGUAUAACCGGUAUCUCUUCAACUGUGGAGAAGGCGUUCAACGACUCAUGCAGGAACACAAGUUGAAGGUGGCUCGUUUGGACAACAUAUUUCUAACCCGAAUGCACUGGUGUAAUGUGGGAGGACUGUGUGGAAUGAUUCUUACUUUAAAAGAAACUGGACUUCCAAAGUGUGUACUCUCUGGACCUCCCCAGCUGGAAAAAUACCUAGAAGCUAUCAAAAUAUUUUCUGGUCCCUUGAAAGGAAUAGAUCUUGCUGUGCGGCCUCACUCUGCACCAGAAUAUAAAGAUGAGACCAUGACAGUUUUCCAAGUUCCUAUCUACAAUAAACAAAUGCAUGGGCAGUGCCAGACAUUGAAGAGUCCAGAAAGAUCCCAUUCAGAGCAGUCUUCUGACUCCAAGUCACCUGAAAAUGAGCAACACCUUUCAGAUGGUGUUAACCAGAAAAUUGGUGGCAGGGAUCCCUUCUUGGUUGUAGCUUUCAUCUGCAAGCUUCACGUGAAGAAAGGAAGCUUUUUGGUACUCAGAGCAAAGGAGCUGGGCCUUCCAGUUGGGACAGCUGCCAUUGCCCCCAUCAUUGCUGCUGUCAAAGAUGGGAAGAGUGUCAUUUAUGAAGGAAGAGAGAUUUUACCUGAAGAGAUCUGUACUCCUCCGGAUCCUGGUGUUGCUUUUAUUGUGGUAGAAUGUCCAGAUGAAGGAUUCAUUCAGCCCAUCUGUGAGAGUGCCGAAUUCAAGAGGUACCAAGGGAACGCCGAAACUGCUGUGGCCCUGGUAGUCCACAUGGCCCCAGAGAGUGUCCUUGUGGAUAGCAGAUAUCAGCAGUGGAUGGAGAGGUUCGGACCUGAUACCCAGCACCUAAUCCUGAAUGAGAAUUGUACAUCAGUUCACAACCUCCGCAGCCACAAGAUUCAAACACAGCUCAACCUCAUCCACCCUGACAUCUUUCCCCAACUCCCCAGUUUCCACUGUAAGGAAGCUGCUGCUGCCUUUAAUGUGCCCAUAGUUCAAGGUGAAUGUCUCCUCAAGUAUCAGCUUCGUCCUCGGAGAGAGUGGCAAAGAGAUGCUGUUAUUACUUGCAAUCCUGAUGAAUUUGUUGCUGAGGCUCAUGGACUCCCCAAUUUUCAGGAGAGUGUUCAGGAAUACAGGAAGACUAUACAACAUGGUUCUAUCCCAGCAGAGAAAAAAAUACAAUAUCCAGAAAUCAUAUUCCUUGGAACAGGAUCUGCUAUCCCAAUGAAGAUUCGAAAUGUCAGCUCUACACUUGUCAACAUAAGUUCUGAGAAGUCUUUGCUUUUGGAUUGUGGUGAAGGUACAUUUGGGCAGCUGUGCCGUCACUUUGGGGAUGAAGUGGACAAGAUUCUGAGCACACUCUCUGGUGUGUUUGUGUCCCAUCUACAUGCAGAUCAUCACACAGGUUUGAUAAAUAUCCUGCUGCAGAGAGAACGAGCUUUGAGUUCUAUGGGAAAGCCAUUUUGCCCUUUGCUAGUGGUUGCCCCAACUCAGUUGAAGGCAUGGCUCCAGCAGUACCACAAUCAAUGCCAGCAGAUUUUGCAUCACGUGAAUAUGAUUCCUGCCAAAUGCCUUCAGAAAGGAGCUGAGGUCUCCAGUCCCACAGUUGAGAAGUUGAUUGCUUUGUUGUUGGAAACAUGUGAUUUAGAAGAGUUCCAGACUUGCCUGGUUCGGCACUGCAAACAUGCAUUUGGCUGUGCACUGGUCCACACCUCUGGAUGGAAAGUAGUCUACUCAGGGGACACCAUGCCAUGUGAAGCUCUGAUCCAGAUGGGGAAAGAUGCCACACUCCUGAUACAUGAAGCCACCUUGGAAGAUGGCCUGGAAGAAGAGGCUGUGGAAAAGACACACAGCACUACCUCUCAAGCUAUUGGUGUAGGGAUGCGGAUGAAUGCGGAGUUCAUCAUGUUGAAUCACUUCAGCCAACGUUAUGCUAAGAUUCCUCUCUUCAGUUCUGACUUCAAUGAGAAAGUUGGAAUUGCCUUUGAUCACAUGAAGGUCUGCUUUGGGGAUUUUUCAACAGUCCCCAAGUUGACAGCCCCACUUAAAGCCCUUUUUGCUGGCGACAUUGAGGAGAUGGUGGAACGCAAGGAGAAGCGGGAAUUGCGACAGGUUCGGGAAGCACUCCUUAAGGAGCAGGCGGGCAGUCCCGAAAACAGUAAGCCCCAGCAAAAAAGGUCCCACACGAUGGAACCUCAGAGCCCAGAGAACAAGAAGGUCAGAGCAAAAUAAAGAUUCAGCAAUGACCACGAA